Molecule: messenger RNA, 3057 nt
Organism: Pleuronectes platessa (European plaice)
Lineage: Eukaryota; Metazoa; Chordata; Actinopteri; Pleuronectiformes; Pleuronectidae
Gene: smap2
Product: small ArfGAP2
Exons: 9
Coding region: 271-1716 (481 amino acids)
Biological process (GO): regulation of clathrin-dependent endocytosis
Molecular function (GO): GTPase activator activity
Source: RefSeq, a predicted model, not a curated record
UUCAAAGUUAACAUCACAUCUUGACUCUCAGCUCAGUCACAUGGUCUGCUCCUCCACCUUACGUCUCCAUCAGGGCUAUUUGCGCCUUCUGUAACCCGCGUGCUGGUUGGCUGAGAGUCGGUCAUCCCAUCCGAGCUCCACAUCGAGGAGGAAGGAGCGACGGAGCGCAUCAAUCCUCCGCUCACACACUUUUCUAUCUGGCCAUAUACAGGAGAGGCUGAUUUCAGGACCGAGCGGCGCAGGGGCUGUGGAGGAGGUCGGACCGGUGCGAUGAUGACGGGCAGAUCAGUGAAGGACGUGGACAGAUACCAGGCGGUCCUCACCUCGCUGCUGGCGCGGGAGGAGAAUAAAUUCUGCGCCGACUGCGACUCCAAAGGUCCGAGAUGGGCGUCCUGGAACUUGGGUAUUUUUAUCUGCAUCCGCUGUGCUGGUAUCCAUCGAAACCUGGGCGUCCACAUCUCCAAGGUCAAGUCCGUCAACCUGGAUCAGUGGACGCAGGAGCAGGUCCAGUGUGUUCAGGAGAUGGGAAAUGCGAAGGCCAAACGUCUCUAUGAGGCUUUCUUACCUGAGUGCUUCCAGCGCCCUGAGACAGACCAGUCUGCAGAGAUCUUUAUCAGGGACAAGUAUGAUAAGAAGAAGUACAUGGAUAGGGUCAUUGACAUCCAGAUGCUCAGAAAAGAAAAAAGCUGCGACAAUAUACGCAAGGAACCGGUCGUGUUUGAGAAGAUGAAAUUGAAAAAAGACAUCAGCCCGAAGACAGUUACCCCGUCUGUUACAGACCUGCUUGGAUUAGAUGCCCCUGCACCAAGUCCUGCAGUGUCUAAUGGUGGAGGAUGUGUUCCAGACUGUAACACAACACGGAGCCCAGCGGUGCCUAAUCCACCUCUGGCCCACUCUGCCCUGGAUCUCUUUAGCUCUCUGCCAACCACCUCCUCUGUUUCCUGCGCUAAAACAAAGCCUGUUUCCAGUUCUAUGCCUCAGAGCAGAGUGACCGCCUCUGUGCCUGCAAACCUCAGUCUGUUCCUGGAUGCAGCGCCCAAAGCAGAGGAGGGCCCAGUCAAGAAGCUGUCCAAGGACUCUAUUCUCUCCCUGUAUGCUUCCACCCCCUCAGUGCAUGCCAGCAGUAUGGCUCCUCAUGCAGGCUUGUACAUGAACCAAAUGGGAUACCCGACCCACCCAUACGGUUCCUACCAUUCCUUAGCCCAGACAGCUGGAAUGGGAGGUGCCAUGGGGACAUCACAAAUGGCGAUGAUGGGACAGCAACAGAGCAGCAUGAUGGGGGUUCAACAAAAUACUAUGAUUGGAGUACAGCAGAAUGGCAUGAUGGGGCAGCAGAAUGGCAUAAUGGGUGCCCAGCGUGUCAUGGCUCAGCCGAGCGGCGUAGUGAUGUCGCCCUACAUGACGGCGAUGACCCAGGGUAUGAUGGGACAGCAACAGAAUGGCGUUAUGGGACAGCAGCAGGGUGGUAAGAUGGGACAGCAGCAGAGUGGGAUGAUGGGACAGCAGCAGGUUGGCGGUUUAACCACAUUACCACACCAGCAGGUUUAUGGAGCGCAGCAAACCCAGCAGCUACAGUGGAACAUUGCCCAGAUGACUCAGCACAUGGCCGGCAUGAAUGUCUACAACACCAACGACAUGAUGGGAUACAGCAGUCAACACACGGGAGGUUCAACGACACAGAGUUCAGUGCACAUGACAGCACACGUCUGGAAAUGAACCCAUCUAAGAACUUGUGUCAAGGACCAACAAAACAGAUGGGGAAGUGAGUAGUGGGAACAUGUGGAUUGGACUCUCCAUAAGACAUUUUCUGAUGCAAGGGUGGAAGAAGAGGAGGAGGAGACCCGUGUGAAGGAGGAUGUCUGGGAAACCACUACUACCUCUCUUUCUCUCUCCUCUCCGCCCAUGCUUCCUCUCUUCUUGUCCCAUCAAUGGCCAUGUUUUGCAGAUUUCCAUGCUUGCCUUCAGAACAUUUUGGUACGACGACCAAGACAACAGGGUUCAGAGGCCAGUGGUUAGGGCUAUGCAUCUUCUUUUGUUACUAUAGCCUGGAUGUCAGCGUGUUCACAUGCACAUACAUAUCUGCUGGAUGUGGGUGUCAACAAACUGCUUGACUUUCAAGAAAAGUUUGGUUUUUGGAGGAUGUCAAGGUUUUUCCUUACUUGACUAGAGUCCAGAAUACACACGGAUGCAUCUACUCUCUCUUAGUUUCUGUAGUUUGAGGGUAUAUCGAACAAUGAGGUUAGCCUAGCGUAGCUUCACCAGUUGAUGUGCUCAAAUACUGACGUCUAUUGGAACAAGUAGUAUUUUCUCUAAAAGGAGGGAAAUAUUUAUUGUUGCAAGGUUGAGGCAUUAACAGGGUAAUUUGUACAAGAUGAGAUUGUAAUGAGGAACUGGAUUUUGCACAGAAGUAGACAAAAGCUUUGUCCAGCUUUUUUUAAAUUGCCAGCUGACCCAUUUUUAAAUGAGAACCUCAAAAGUGAUCUUAAAUGCAUUUGAUGGCUACAUAUGUGAUAUCAAUGCAAACGGUAUCAUCCAGGCAAUCUGAAGUUUUAUAUAGGUUAAGGAGAUUUUAGAGCUUUUAUUCUAGCGUAACAAUUUGCGUGAUUACCUUAUACAUAGUACUAUAUUAAGCAAGAUGUUAAGAGGUUAAAUAAUGUUUCAUUAUUCAUAUUUUUAAACAGGAUGACUUUGACAGUACUCGAGCAAAGGUUUUAAGAAUGACUUCGCAAUGUGCUAUGCUAAGCAAUUCACGCUUUCUCGAAUAGUUGCUAAAGUGAAAGCUUCAAGUUAAGCUAACAGUCCUUUUAGCUGCAGCAAUAUUUGUAUUUACAGGUUUUUAUUUCCUUCAGCUAAAAAGUGAUUUGAGUGGAGAUUCGUUUUAAAGUUAUAUUUCCCCGCUUCUGAGAAGAACUGCUAUUUAGUGAUUAUAAAAUAUUCAGGAAUUAAGAUCGGCUAGGAGGUGAUCGGCUAGGCUAAUUACCCCAGUCAUCAUACCAUUAAACUGCACAAUUAAAAGAGACUGGCUCUGUGUUAGUAAGAACAUUUGUAAAAUCCCAU